This is a messenger RNA of Humulus lupulus (European hop), 1101 nucleotides long. RefSeq lists its product as uncharacterized. The record is from RefSeq and is a predicted model, not a curated record. The transcript has a single exon. The coding region runs from base 1 to 1101 and encodes 366 amino acids. NCBI's taxonomy places the organism in Eukaryota, Viridiplantae, Streptophyta, Magnoliopsida, Rosales, Cannabaceae.
AUGGAGGCAGCUAAAGUAGGAAGCCUGACCCGAGAGGAGUUAAAAAUGGCCAUUACAGUCAGAGUGCGCUUAGGCAGUAAGCUGUGGGAUAACAUGCUAAAGAAUGAGGUCACUGGCCUAGACGACUUCUACGAACGGGCACAAAAAUACAUCAGUGUUGAUGAUGGUCACAAGAGUCUUAAUGCUGGAAAAAGCGAGCCAUCCCUAAAACCCUCAACCCAUGAAGGCCUAAAUAGCGCAAAGAGAAAGAAAGCCUACAAAGAGCUGAGAGACAAUCAUUUGAGGAAACCCAAACAUGUGGAUGAACAUAGGCAGACCCAACACACCUUUUAUACUGAUCUAACACAUACUAGGGAACAUAUCUUCGUCACAAAUAAGAAUCAGGUCCCCUUCGGAAGACCCCUACCAAUCAAGAGAGAUCGAUCGAAGAGAGAUCCCGGUAAGUAUUGUCAGUAUCAUAAGGACAUUGGCCACACCACGGCAGAGUGUAACCAUUUGAAAGUGGAAAUUGAGGAGCUCAUACGCAGGGGGCACCUGGGUAGGUAUGUUACAAAAGAGAACCCAAGACCAGAGGGUAGGUCGGCUUCACCACGAGCCCACGAACGAGCCCCAGAGGUACAAGGGGAAGUAAGAAAGGUUUUUGGAGAUCCAACAUUCAAAGGAGAGUCAGGAAGAGGAAGAAGUACAUAUGCCAAAGAAUUUUUCGCCUACAGCAACCCCUUGGUGCUAACCGUCCAUAUAGCCAAUACAAAGGUGCACCAUGUCCUCAUGGAUAAUGGAAGUUUAGUGGAUAUCUUAUAUCAACUCGCUUUAGAGAAGAUGGGCUUGGGAAUCAAGAACUGUAGACCUUGCCACACCUCCUUAUAUGGAUUCACUGGGAGCUCGAUACAACCCUUAGGAACAAUUGGGUUAGCUCUCAUCGUGGGGGAACAACCCAAACAAACCACCGUCAUCUCAAACUUCAUUGUAGUAGAUUGUGCUUCAACUUUCAACGCAGUAUUGGGGAGACCCUCCCAGAGAAUUGAAAGCGGUGACCUCAAUCUACCACCUGUCUGUUAUAUUCCCAACUCCUGGAGGAAUAGCAAGCAUAAAGGAAAAUAG